Molecule: messenger RNA, 1824 nt
Organism: Macrobrachium nipponense
Lineage: Eukaryota; Metazoa; Arthropoda; Malacostraca; Decapoda; Palaemonidae
Exons: 4
Coding region: 1-1824 (607 amino acids)
Source: RefSeq, a predicted model, not a curated record
AUGUGGAAUAAAUCCAAGCUUUCGCCCAUUGGCGAGACGACAUUGAAUGUGAAGAACCCCAAAAAUGAUGAAAUUAGAAGUGUAACCUUCAUUGUGGUUUCAAAUGACCUAAUGUGUUUACUUGGGUCAAAGACAUGUCAAGAGAUGGGAUUCGUGUUUGUCAAUGGUAAAGCAUUUGUAUCAAAAAUUGACAUAGACCAUGAGAUGAGCGACCUUGGUGACCUUGGAGAGGUUAAACUUAAUGUAGAUUCUACAUUACCAGCAAGAAUAUUACCGUGCCGACGUUUACCCAUUGCAUUAAAAUCAAAGGUUCAAAAAGAGUUACACUCUCUUGUGAAAAGAGGAGUUUUAAUUCCGGAGACUGAACCAACUGACUGGGUUAGUCAAAUGGCAGUCGUUCAAAAAACAAAUGGAAAGUUAAGAAUAUGUAUCGAUCCUCAGCCACUCAACAAAGCUCUUAAAAGGGAAUAUUACAAAUUACCAAUUUUGGAGGAUAUACUGCCAAGUCUAAAACAUGCCAAGAUAUUUAGCAAACUGGAUGUUCAAGAGGUUUUUUGGCAUAUACGACUGGAUGAAGAAUCCAGCAAGUUAACAACAAUGAUUACCCCCUUUGGUAGAUAUCGAUGGGCUCGACUACCUUUCGGGCUGAAGGUGAGCAGUGAAAUAUUUCAGCGAAAAUUAAAUGAGGCAUUGGAGGGGCUUCGGGGUGUAUACUGUGUAGCUGAUGAUAUUGUGGUCGUUGGUUUUGGACAUGAGGAACACGACGCAAUGCGUGAUCACGAACAAAAUCUUCAGUCACUACAGAAGCGUUGUCAAGAAAAAAAUAUCAAACUAAAUGAAGAGAAAUCUGUUUAUAGAAAAAAGGAAAUCGCGUUCAUGGGACAUCGUUUAACAUCAUCCGGUGUGACGGUUGAUGAAAAUAAGGUUGACAGCAGCAAGGAUGGUAUUGGUGCAGUCAUUAUGCAGGAAGGACGUCCAAUAGAAUACGCAUCAAGGACCUUAGCUAGAAACGAACGUAACUGGGCUCAGAUUGAAAAGGAAGUUCUUUCUGUGGUUUUUGGUUUAGAGCGAUUUGACCAAUAUACUUUUGGGCGACGUGUUAUUGUUCAUAAUGACCAUAAGCCUCUUUCUUCAAUCCUCGAAAAGCCAUUAAGUCAAGCUCCAAUGCGUUUACAAGUUUUAAUGAUGAGGUUGAACCGGUACGACGUCGAAUAUCAGUACAAAAGCGGAAAAAGCCUAUUGUUAGCCGAUACCCUUAGCAGGGCCUGCCCCAAAGAGGAAAAUAGAGACACAUUGGAAGUAAGAGACGCCACCAGAAACGAUGAAGAGCUGCAAGAAUUAUUGUCUGUAAUCAAGGAAGGAUGGCCUGAUCGCAAAGACAAAAUUCCGGAAGUAUUAAAGCCUUACUUCGAUUUUAGAGAUUCCAUGAGUUACCAAGACGGCAUCAUUCUAAAGGGAACUCGUAUACUGAUUCCUAGUAAACUACGAAAUUCCAUCAAAACGAAACUUCAUGUAGCUCAUCUUGGUUACGAUAGCAUGAUGCGACGAGCAAGAGAUGCAAUAUUCUGGCCGGGGAUGUCGAAAGAAAUAAAGCAAAUGGUCAAUUCAUGUGACAUUUGCCAGCAGUAUAAACCUCGAAAUCAGAAGGAAUCUUUGAUGGAUGUUGAUGACGGAGGAUUCAUCGGCAAUACCAGAAAUGGAAGAACUAGUAAAUUGAGGGAAACCAACGUUAAUGAUGAACAAACAAGCUAUCAUCCUAUUUGCGACAUGCCUAAAUUGCCAAGGAGAUCAGCUCGUCUGCAAGAAAAGAUGAAGGGCGAAUAA